GUGUUUGGACAACAACAGCAGAAGAGGCAAGGCAUGGUGAUGAGGGCAUCACCAAAACAACUCCAGGCAUUGAGUCAGCACGCUUCUUCACCCAGGAGCAAAGGCCGUCAGUCUGGCAAGGGUCCAUUCAAUCUUCGAAACCAAAAGCCCAUCCAAGCCAACGAGUUCGGCAAAUUAUUCGAAGCUCGCCCUGAGAAGUUCGGACAGCUGCAGGACAUGGAUGUUUCAGUCACUUGCGUUGAAGUCAACAAUGAAGCUAUGAUGCUGCCACACUACAAUUCUAAAGCAAUAUUCGUGGUGCUGGUUGUGGAAGGAAGCGGACGGGUCGAGAUGGCAUGCCCACACAUGGCAAGCCAGAGCCAAAUGGGUGAGGAAGAAGUAGAACAACAAGGAGAACAGGUGAAGGUCACAGCUGAUGUAUCAGAGGGUGAUGUUUUCGUUAUCCCAGCAGGUCAUCCCAUUGCCAUAGUUGCCCAAAACCAACAAUUGAAAAUGUUGGGAUUUGGAAUCAAUGCCCAAAACAACAAGAGGAACUUCAUUGCAGGGAGAGAGGCUAACCCGAUUAGGGAGAUGGAGAGAGAGGCUAAGCAACUGACCUUCGGGCAAGAGAUGGAGCAGAUCAUCAACAGACAGAGGGAAUCUUAUUUCGCCCCGACAGGGCAGAGCCAGCAGCAGAGAGGAGGCAGAGACGAGCCCUUAUCUUCAAUUUUGGCAUUUACAGGCUUUUAAAUAGAUAUAAGCAGUACUAUAGGGAGAGAGU
Molecule: messenger RNA, 760 nt
Organism: Rosa chinensis
Lineage: Eukaryota; Viridiplantae; Streptophyta; Magnoliopsida; Rosales; Rosaceae
Product: vicilin Jug r 2.0101-like
Exons: 3
Coding region: 34-729 (231 amino acids)
Source: RefSeq, a predicted model, not a curated record